This is a messenger RNA of Myzus persicae (green peach aphid), 1330 nucleotides long. RefSeq lists its product as uncharacterized. Lineage: Eukaryota; Metazoa; Arthropoda; Insecta; Hemiptera; Aphididae. The record is from RefSeq and is a predicted model, not a curated record. Bases 102 to 749 code for a protein of 215 amino acids. The transcript has 4 exons.
UAUUAUCACUAUACUGUCUAUACUAUACUGUUGCUACUAUAAUACGCAUUGUGGCCGAAGACAGAGGUCGUCGUCGCUACCGCUGACACCAAACCGCUAAAAUGUCCGAUUCGUCUUCGAUUACAAUGCACCGGAAGUACGUUGACCCGUGGGACUUGGACCUGCGAGAGGUGUCAUGGAGGCACUCUAGUGACACGACGGAUUGUUCGGCCGACCACCAAGUAGUGUCACUGUCCUCGGCCGCCGGACCGGUGUCCACGAGAUCCGAAUUCGUGUACGUGCCGGGUCCGGCGAAGAGCAACAAGUCCAGCGCCGGUAGAACAAGGGCUCGAUCGGUUGCCCGGUACGAUUGUUGUCAAUGUUCACCUAGUUCCUCGUCUCUUGCCCUCGUCCCACCAGAUCCAAACGAAAAUCUAUACGAGUAUUGGGAAGCUGGUUGCAAACCACCACCGUACUGCAGGUACCCCGUGGUUGACAAUCAUUUCUACCCGGCCGCUGGUGGUGGAUCUUCGAAACAACAAUGCCGUCUAUUAUACAACGUCUCCAGGCCGGAAGUUGGCCGGAACUCUCGUUACAACGACGGCGACAUGGAUUCUGUACUGUGUCGAGAUUAUGUGACCGGAAGUGGAGAAUACAAUUCAGCCGAGAACGUGGUAACUAGUCAAUUCCGCUACAACACUCUUGGUCAUAUGAAAAUUGAUUACUCUUCCAACUGGAAUAAUCUGGAUAAAUACAUUUGUCAAGUUUAGGAUCAUAUUAUGACUUACAACUUAUCCAUAAUAUUUUUUUUUUAUUUUUACAAGUAAUAUACAAUCUGUAUCAUUAUUGAUACAACAAGAAUAUAUGCUAAAAGUACAUUCACAGGAAAAUAAUUGGAUAAAAGGAGCCACCCAUUGAUGACACUUUCUAUGGUUAUUAAUUAUUUACUUAAAUUAUUUAUUUAUUUUAUUUUUUUAUAUUUUAUUGUAACAAAUCACGACACCGCUUGCGCUUUAGGCGUCUUGGAGGAUUAUCUGGUAUGGUAACGGAGGCUUAUUUUUUGAUAAGUGGAUUCAUUCAUCCAUUGAGCUAUGUAAUACAUAUUAACUGAAAAAAAUUAUUGAUACACCAGUUAUCUGUAGUUAUGUAUAAAUGAAUAUAUAAUUAUUUGUAUGACGUAUUUAAAGGCUCUGAAAAGUAUUCUACACCUAAGUCGUAGCAUAGAUUAAAUGCAUACUAUAUUUAAUCAGUGGUAGAUAAAUUUUCAUAAGUGCAACUGCUGUGGGCAUGUGGCAUGUCCGAAAAUAUGUUAUCUAUUUAAACAAAUAACAAAAUACGAAUUUAUUUAUUA